Molecule: messenger RNA, 627 nt
Organism: Aureobasidium musti
Lineage: Eukaryota; Fungi; Ascomycota; Dothideomycetes; Dothideales; Saccotheciaceae
Source: the annotation of a GenBank genome assembly
AUGACAAUACGGACAUACGAGCCACCUAUUUCAGGGUCCGAGAAGGCCCAAGCGCUGUAUAAGGACGACUCCGAUGACGGCGGGCUUGGAGGCUUCUGGCUGCUCUCCCGCGCCCUGCCCGCAGCCCGCAUAUGCCCACGGGCGGCGUCCCGCUCCUUCCGCCUGGCCAAUGCCUCCCAAUCGCGCUGCUAUGCCAUUGCUGCACACGACGUCUCAAAUCCCAAGUUGACCACAAUCGACACAUCCAAGUUGUCUAUCACCAAGACGACGACUCCCAAGGAAUUGAUCCCCAACGAUGAAUUGGUUUUCGGCAAACACUUCACCGACCACAUGCUGUCUCUCGAAUGGACAGCAACCGACGGCUGGCAGCCUGCCCGUAUCACUCCUUACCAGAACCUCUCGCUCGACCCAGCCACCUGUGUCUUCCACUAUGCCUUUGAGUGUUUCGAGGGCAUGAAGGCCUACAAGGACGAGAAGGGCAACGUUCGUCUCUUCCGCCCCGACAAGAACAUGGCCCGCCUGAACAGAUCCUCUGCUCGCAUUGCUCUUCCCAACUUCGACCCCAAGGCCAUGAUUGACCUGGUCGCCAAGUUUGUCAAGCUGGACGAGCGCUUCAUCCCUGCGUGA